Anopheles cruzii is the source of this 1831-nucleotide messenger RNA. RefSeq lists its product as uncharacterized. The transcript has 3 exons. Bases 545 to 1801 code for a protein of 418 amino acids. Gene Ontology annotation, molecular function: protein binding. Gene Ontology annotation, cellular component: cytosol. The record is from RefSeq and is a predicted model, not a curated record. Gene Ontology annotation, biological process: neurogenesis. NCBI's taxonomy places the organism in Eukaryota, Metazoa, Arthropoda, Insecta, Diptera, Culicidae.
CGGACUGAACGUAAAUCCGGGCCCUCAGCUCCCCUUGUGAGAGAGGUGUACGGGGCACAGUUUUGUGUUGUGCCGCUGAAAUCGAUGCCAUUUGCCGGGACUAUCUUUACUAAUGUGUAAUUAGUGUUUCUUCGGCGAGCUCUCGGUCGUCCAUAAUCUAAAAAGGCGUGUUCCGACGAAACCGAACCGAAAUGUGAAAAGCUGCUAUUCGUCGCGUGCGGUUGACGGGGAUCAUCUCGAGUGGCCAGAGUGUGUGCACCAAUUAUCGGACCAGCGACAAUCAAUAUCUUUGCGUCCCAGCCUGGAGCCCGCGCAGUUUUUUUUGUCCACCGACCAACAAAACUCUAUCCGGGAACCCGAAAGGAACCUCAGUCCAUCAGCGGACGUUCCCGGGGACGCAUAAAGUGUAUCGCGAUCCCCGCUCGCGGGUGGCCAUCAUUAGCGUGUGUGAGGUCACUUCGACGACGACGACGCCGCCGCCGACGCCGGAAUCCGGGACUUUCCCGCAAAACGGGCACACAGAUUAGCAGCGCGAUAGAGCGCGAUGGUGCUGCCGUUUAAUACCACCACCGAGAGCAAUGGCCGGGCAGCUGCUGCAGCUGGACUUCCGCAACCGACGGCCCCACCCAUGGCCGCACUAAUAACCCCCGAAACGGCCGGAGGACAAAUGGAGCAGGACUUCAGCCAUCCCGGUGACCACCACGGUGGUGCUUACGAGCAGUUUGUGGAUCUGCUCGUGCUGGGCAACAAGGAGAACUAUCUCAUCCGGGCCGAGCGGAAGGCCAUCCUGGACUCGAACACGCUGCUGGCGCAACUCGUGAGCAACACCACCAGCAGCAGUGGCGGCAAGUGUGUGGUGCGCGACGUCGAUCGUGUCAAUUUUGAGAUUUUCGUACGGUAUCUCGAGACAAAGUUCGUCAAAUUCAGCUCACCAACGCACACGCUCGAGAUGCUCGAGCUGGCCACUCGGUUCCAAUGCCGCCAGCUGGAGAUACACUGCGUGAAAGAGUUGGAUCUCAACCUGAGCGUAGACCACGUGCUCGAGGUGUACCGAGCGCUCUGGUUCUACAACUCGAUCGCCCCACCAAAGAUCCCGCCGACGGAGCGCCAGAAGAAGCGUCGCUGCUGCCCGACCGGGCGCCGGAAGGGCGCCGCGAACGGCAGCGAGGGCCCCCUGACACCCGAAGAGUACUUUGCGGCCCUUCUCGCCAACUGCCUGCAGCUGAUCGAUAUGCACGCCGAGGAGGUACUCUCGCAGAAGGCCAUGCUAUCGCUGCGCUUCCCGGAGCUGGAGAUGAUCGUGCGGCGCGAUGCCCUUCAGCUAUCCUCGGAGACGGUGCUGCUCGAUUUGCUGGCCCGCUGGAGUUUGGAGGACUGCAACCGUAAGGGCGUUGAUCCGACGGCCGAAAACCGUCGCCGUGCACUGGGGGCCCUCUGCUACGCGCCCCGCUACCUCACGAUGACCCGGCGUGAGUUCGAGGGCGCCAAGGAACGCAUCGAGCUGCUCGAUCCGGUCGAAUCGCAGCUGGUCGGUGAACUGAUCACCGGCGGGAAGGGCCGCAAACAGGGGGCCAAUCUUACGCCGGAACAGCAAGCCCUGGUGCUCCGCUUCCAGGCGGAACGGCCCGCAUUCGCCCUCCUUCCGAUCCACCUCAGCCAGCGUAGCCAUCCGCGUAACUAUCCGAAGAAGAUGCGCAAAGCGGCCGCGGAUGCAGAGCGCGAACCACGGAACGGAGGCGGCGGCUGCUGCGAUCGGUUGCUGCUGAACUGCAUUUCCGUGUUUGCGUGCAUCUUUGGCUAGCGGUGUUGCCUGUAGGGGUGAUGAGGCCCC